AUGUCGAGCUCAACAUCGACCACUUCCGAUCCAACAGAGCAACUGGAACGAAUAGGGGCAAGUGAACCUACAACGGCAUUUGAGAAAUGGCGUAUAUCGUUAUCUGAGUUUACAGGAUUGGGAUUGACAGAAGAUCAAAAAGCCCAUAGGGAUUCAUUGAGAGAACAGGGGAAAUUGGAGAAGGAUUGGGAUAAAUGUGAAGGAUUCAAAACCGAUUUAAUGACAAAUAGUCCAAUAAUAACGUUCCUCUUACAACAUUUAAAAUCAGCAGGAUGUGAAUUCCCAUCAUCUUCAAUCCAAUGCCAUCCCUGUCCAGAAUCACGUUCAGGUGGAUUUUCACCUGAUCACGGUAUAUUAUUAUGUCAAAAUCGAUUUUUCUCCAAAAAGCACAUGGAAGAUACUUUAGCACAUGAGUUAUUGCAUGCUUAUGAUCAUUGUAGAUUUAAAGUGGAUUGGAUGAAUUUGAGACAUCAUGCUUGUUCAGAGAUCAGAGCAGCAAAUUUAUCGGGAGAUUGUAGAUUCACAAGAGAAUUCAAGAGAGGAUUUUACAGUUUCAACAAACAACAUCAAGCAUGCGUGAAAAGACGUGCUAUACUUUCAGUCCUGGCAAAUCCAUCUUGCACAUCUCCUGAUAUGGCUGAAAAAGCAGUCAACGAGGUCUGGGAGAGUUGUUUUAAAGAUACUAGACCAUUUGACGAGAUCUACUAG
Molecule: messenger RNA, 708 nt
Organism: Kwoniella shivajii
Lineage: Eukaryota; Fungi; Basidiomycota; Tremellomycetes; Tremellales; Cryptococcaceae
Product: mitochondrial inner membrane protease ATP23
Exons: 4
Coding region: 1-708 (235 amino acids)
Biological process (GO): mitochondrial proton-transporting ATP synthase complex assembly; mitochondrial protein processing
Molecular function (GO): metalloendopeptidase activity
Source: RefSeq, a predicted model, not a curated record